CUCUACGGGAUCAAAUAUAGUUGUCCAGAGAAGUUACACCCAGAAAUUGAUGAAUCUAUGAUACAGACAUAUUUCUAUGCAUAAGAAAAAAGCGAACAUGUGACAAGGAGGGGUCCUUCGCUUCGGUUGAAUGAUGUUUGAUAGGCUGUGGAUUUCAUUACUUGCAGUCUCCUUCAAUUCGCCCUCCACUCCAGUCCAACCGGUGAAGUCUACAGCGGCGCCACUAACAUCUGAAAUAAAGUCACUUUAGUUGAGCUCUAGUCCCAUAUUUUACCGGUGUAAUGGCAGUGCCUCCAUCAUAUGGUGACCUCGGCAAAUCCGCCAAGGACAUCUUCAACAAAGGCUAUGGGUUUGGCCUGGUGAAGCUUGAUGUGAAGACCAAGUCUGACAGCGGAGUGGAGUUCAAAACGUCUGGCUCCUCAAACACGGACAACAGCAAGGUGGCGGGCAGCCUGGAAACCAAAUACAAGAGGUCCGAGUACGGCCUGACCUUCACAGAGAAGUGGAACACUGACAACACCCUGGGAACAGAGAUCACCAUCGAAGACCAGAUUGCCAAGGGUCUUAAGCUGACAUUUGACACAACCUUCUCACCAAACACUGGCAAGAAGAGCGGCAAAGUCAAGACCGCCUACAAGCGCGAGUUUGUCAACCUGGGCUGUGACGUCGACUUUGACUUCGCUGGCCCCACUAUCCACGGAGCGGCCGUCGUGGGUUACGAGGGCUGGCUCGCUGGCUACCAGAUGACAUUUGACACGGCCAAGUCUAAGAUGACCCAGAACAACUUCGCUGUGGGAUACAAGACCGGGGACUUCCAGCUGCACACCAACGUUAACGACGGUGCACAGUUCGGCGGCUCCAUCUACCAGAAGGUGAGCCCCGUGCUGGAGACAGCGGUCAACCUUGCCUGGACUGCCGGCAGCAACAGCACAAGCUUCGGCAUCGCAGCCAAAUACCAGCUGGACAAGAGCGCCUCCAUUAGUGCUAAAGUAAACAACAGCAGCCUUGUCGGUGUUGGCUAUACCCAGACGCUGAGACCAGGUGUGAAACUCACCCUCUCUGCCCUGGUGGACGGUAAGGGCAUCAACGCUGGAGGCCACAAGCUGGGCCUGGGGUUGGAACUGGAGGCCUAAACUCUCCUUGCGGUGAAGGGAACAAGAGAAUAUCAGCAGAAUCUGGCCUUCAAAUGUAUUUCCAACUCAAACCAGCAAGGGGAUAUAUCAUGGAAGGAGGGGAUUUGUUCAGAGGCUACAACAAGAGAAGAAAAAAACACUACCCCGUCAUUCUUUGGUGUACAUGUUUGCUUUGUAGUUGUUUCCAUUAAAAGACACACUUUCAGUGGGUCAAUAAUUUAUA
Messenger RNA from Coregonus clupeaformis (lake whitefish), 1356 nucleotides. Its product is annotated as voltage-dependent anion-selective channel protein 2. Lineage: Eukaryota; Metazoa; Chordata; Actinopteri; Salmoniformes; Salmonidae. The transcript is spliced from 10 exons. Gene Ontology annotation, biological process: monoatomic anion transmembrane transport. Gene Ontology annotation, molecular function: voltage-gated monoatomic anion channel activity. The record is from RefSeq and is a predicted model, not a curated record. Gene Ontology annotation, cellular component: mitochondrial outer membrane. The coding region runs from base 282 to 1133 and encodes 283 amino acids.